Marchantia polymorpha subsp. ruderalis is the source of this 1179-nucleotide messenger RNA. Lineage: Eukaryota; Viridiplantae; Streptophyta; Marchantiopsida; Marchantiales; Marchantiaceae. The record is from the annotation of a GenBank genome assembly.
AUGCUUGCCAACAUUGCUGCCGGCCUGGGCUACGGCAAUCCGAAAUUUGGCAGAAAGAUUCAGCGUACAUGGAUGCUUCUGCGUUCGUGGAAGUUAUAUCGUCUCUUUCACUACAACUAUCUGCAUCCGGAGUGUCGAAAAAUGUCCUCAUCUUUCCAGGAUGCUUUCAAUCAAACGCUGAUCGCAUACGCAGGAUAUAACAAACAGGAAGCCAAGUCUAGCGACAAUCUAAAACAAUUACUGGACGGCAAAUUUAGAGUGAUGUUUGACAGACGGCUUCACAAACCCAUCUAUUUUCAGCAUAGAGCUACGUUUCGUCAAAGGUUGAAAAUGCUAGCUAUCAACUUUGGUAUGAGCUUCGAGCCCAAAGUCCUGCAAGAACUUUUGGAGAAGGUCAAGGAGCCUAUGGACAAUCACUUUCAGCGAUUGAACUACUCAGGCGUAACACCAGGAGCGCGUUACAAGACCUGCGCAGUCGUAGGAAACAGCGGUGAAGUUUUAAACACGACACGUGGUUCUUUUAUAGACAGCCACGAAAUGGUGAUCCGCAUCAACAAUGCAAAAGCAAGGGUCUCCGCGCCAAGUUUAGCAGAUUUCGUAGGUUCCAAGACUACUUUGAUGUUUAUGAACAGCCACAUUCUACACCAAUGCUCUAGGAACUGGAAAUGCUCCUGCCAUCCUUAUGGAUCGGAAGUGCCCAUAAUGUUGUACCUCAGUGACAUGGAGCAUGUGCUGGAUGUCGCUUACUGCGGAAAAGAGCAUAUCGCUCCUCUGUUUCUCACAGAUCGAAGGUUUGACAUGCUCGUUGAGAAAAUUGGACGAUGGUAUUCUAUCAAACAAUUUAUUCAAAAAGGUAGAGCGCAGAAAUUGGCCGAGAGGAAACUCUGGGAGCUCUUCAAACAGUGGGAGAAUGUACAUAGGAGAGAUUAUCAUUAUUCGUCGGGGCUGCAAGCGGUUGUACUUGCUCUCGGGCUCUGCGAACAGGUUCAUCUCUUCGGCUUCGGCAAAAAUCCCAAGUUUCAGCAUCAUUUUCACACGAAGCAACGAGCUGAACACUACAGUCAUGAUUACGAAGCCGAAUACUUAUUCUACCACGAUCUCGAAAAAAAGAGCAUUGAUGCAAACCCCUUCUUGUGUGAGACGGCAACUCAAAUUCCACCGGUUCAUGUCUUCCGCUGA